Molecule: messenger RNA, 1800 nt
Organism: Spodoptera littoralis (African cotton leafworm)
Lineage: Eukaryota; Metazoa; Arthropoda; Insecta; Lepidoptera; Noctuidae
Source: the annotation of a GenBank genome assembly
AUGGCAGAUCUGCUAAGUAUUCACGAUGAUAUUAAAUUAUAUACAACUUCAGACAAAUUCUAUUUGGAGCCCACAAUACAUCCCACAGAGAUUCUGGUUAUAGACAGAGUCACUGGGGAAGCUUCUGUCAAAGAUGUUGGUUCAGUAAAAAUUCCGAUCCCAGCGAAUGCAUACCGACCAGUGUGUGGUUUCCUGGGCUCAAUCAAGCUCAUAUCUGGAUUAUAUUUAGUUGUGGCCAAAUAUAGAAUUUUGGUUGGCAAACUAAAUGGGCACGAAAUAUAUCAGCUGGCGGGCACAGACAUCAUACCGUAUGCACGCUCCAACACACAUCUCACCAGCAAACAGAUAGAUGACAACGCGACAUACGAGCGCAUGCUCCGCGCGGCGCUGGACACGGUGGGCAUCUACUUCUCCUACAGCUACGACCUCACGCACUGUCUGCAGCGGCUGCACUCGGUCACUCCAGACUUCCAUAGGAUGUCCAUAGCGAACCGCGCGGACCCUCGGUUCCUGUGGAAUGGCUUCCUACUGCGGGACUUCUCUCACCAGCAGUUCUCACGGUUCGCACUGCCCAUCAUACAAGGCUUCGUGUCAAUAAACAACGUGACAGUGAACGGUCACUCGUUGACGUGGUCUCUGGUGUCGCGCCGGUGUGUGGACAGGGCGGGGACCAGGUUCUUCAUGAGAGGAGUCGAUGCUCAGGGUAACGUAGCGAACUUCGUGGAAACAGAACAGAUAAUAGAGCGAGGCGGCGAGAAGUCAUCCUUCGUACAGACUCGGGGUUCGAUUCCAUUAUACUGGAGCCAGUACCCCGAUAUCAAGUAUAAGCCCGCCAUGCAACUGUCACACGAGGACCAUGUCGCCGCUUAUACUAAACAUUUGAGGGAUCAGCAGCAGAGAUAUGGGAAUCAGGUGCUCGUUAAUUUGAUCGACCAGCACGGCAAAGAAGAAGCGUUAGAGCGAGGGUUCCGCGCUGCAGUAGCGGCGGCAGCACUGCCCGGCGUGCGAUACGAACCGUUCGACUUCCACGCAGAGUGCCGCUCUAUGAGGUACUACCGGCUCAACGUGCUCAUUGACAGGAUCAAGUUGGAACAGGCGGAAUUCGGUUACUUCCUCUCCCGCGGAGGAACAGUCCUCCUCCGACAGAACGGAGUGUUCCGCACGAACUGCGUGGACUGCCUCGACCGCACCAACGUAGUACAGAGCCUGCUGGCGCGGCUACAACUGAACGCGGCGCUCAGGAUACUCGCAGUCACCAGUACUGAUGAUGAGAAACAUACUGAGUUCGAUAACCUGUUUAAUAAUGUAUGGGCAGACCACGCAGAUGUAAUAUCGACCCAGUACUCCGGUACAGGCGCCCUGAAGACAGACUUCACCCGUACUGGCAAGCGGACCCGACUGGGGCUUGUAAGAGACGGGGUCAACUCUCUCACUCGCUACUACAAGAAUAACUUCAGUGAUGGGUUUAGACAGGACUCCAUCGACCUGUUCCUGGGUAAGUACGUGGUGACGGACGGCGAGGGGAACACACUGCCCUGUCCACUGCGCAGGGACAGAGACUGGAAGUAUAUCACGUUCCCGUCGGUGCUGCUGGUGGCGAUGUCGAUGUUCUGCGCGAGCGCGACACUGCCGCAGCGGUACACCAGCGAGGUGCUGCUGUACCUCAUGUUCUGGGGCGCCGCCGUCACCGCCACGCUCACCUUCAUAUUCAGACACGGCAAGGAGUUCGUAGACUGGCCCCGCCUGGACGCGGGCGGACUGGCCGCCGCGCGCGCCCUGCCGCCGCCGCAGUCGUUAUGA